CCUGCACCCUGCAAUAGAGAGUAGCCCACACUCAUCACAACUAGAGAAAGCCUGCACGCAGCAGUGAAGACCCAGCACAGCCAAACAUAAAUAAAUAAAAAUUUAAAAAAACUUCUUUUAAAGAAGGAAUUCUAUAAUCUAAAUUCACAAGCCAGGCUAAAGAACUUCUGGGCUAAUAUUUCUCCAAAGUCUUUGCUGCAACUCUGGGCAAGAUUUUCUCUAAACUGGAAGCUUCAGCUAUGUUAUUAAGAGUAGAACUUUUAUUUUUUAGAAGUAGCUGAAAGCUUUGAAGGUAAGUUGUCAUUUAUUCUUAAAGUUUUCCAUAAAGACAUUGUUGGGUCAUUUAAUACACGAAUCAUCAUUCCCUGUUAGAACUCCACUAGCUUGUCAUUCCCAAAACAAGCUGAUGAUGGCUCAGCAGGUAAAGAAUCUGCUUUGCAAUGCAGGAACACAGGAGAUAUGAGUUUAAUCCCUGGGUCUGGAAGAUCCCCUGGAGGGGUAAAUGGCGACCCACUCCAAUAUUCUUGCCUGAAAAAUCACAGAGGAGCCUGCAGCCCAUGAGGUCAAAAAGAGUCGGACGUGACUGAACAACUAAGCACGCAGGCAGAGGAAGCCUAGAUGGUGACAAGACAGUGAGAUCUUAAAACAAGUAUCUAACAAAUGUCAUUGAAAACAGCUUCAGUGCUUGCCUCUUCCCCCAAACAAAUGCUGGAACCUUUGACCCACUGGCCAGUAAAAGCAACUAACCUAGAACUACAGCCUUGCCCCAUUGUCUCUCCAGGUCUUUUAGGAGGUUGUUUAUCUAGUUGUAUUUCCUCUUCCUGUUCUGACUGCAGCCAAGGGCAAGACCAGGUGACCAGACACACACCUCCGAGGUUGGCCUGCAACCAUAGCAGAAGUACAGACCCUGUUUCAGCCCCUGUCACUUCAUGCUACAAGCUACUUUCUCGGCCCUUUUUUUUUUUUUUUUUUCCAGUUACCUUCUCAACCAUCUGCUAGCAUCUAGCCAUCUCAGAAGCACUAAUAAGAUCGCUUCUAGUAUCUCCCCAUCCAGGGCUAGGACUGCCUGCCUCCCCCAGCCUCAGAUUUGCAAAACACCAGAGUGGACAACAGCACCAUCCUUGCAUCUACCCAAAGAACUUCCAACUGCCUCAGGAAGUCCAGGGAGAUGUCGUGUCACUUUUUCUUUUUUUUUUUUUUUCCAAAAAAAGAAAUAUAAAUCUUUAAUCUCACCUGGCUGUAAGACAAAGUCUAAAUGGGAUUUUCAUGCAUUAUAAAGUGUGGGCCACCUGAAUUCUUUAGUGAACUCAGGUUGGCAGACUUUUGAUUCAGUGGGAUUUUUUGGCAAAGUUCCUGCUGAAAAUUUUCAUUUUCUUAAAUUAGAGGUGUUCCUUUGGACUGCAUGUUUUAGGGCUCUUUUCCUUUUUUUCAGAAACCCAAUCAGAAAUAAACCUAAAUACACUAGGUUAAUGUAUGACACUUUGUUAGUAUAUAUGACUUUAGGGACUCAUGGGUGAAACAUGAGUUCCCAGGAACUCCAAUACUGUCUCUUUCUUCCUUGGUGGUGGUGGAUCAAUCCCUAAGUAAUGUCUGACUCUUGCAACCCCGUGACUGUAGCCCACCAGGCUCCUCUGUCCAUGAGAUUUCCCAGGCAAGAGUAUUAGAGUGCAUUGCAAUUUUCCUUCUCCAGGGGAUCUUUCCAAUCCAGGGAUCAAACCCGCGUCUCCUGCAUUGUUGAUGGUGUCCUGCAUUGCAGGUGGUUGCUUGUACCACUGAGCCACCAGGGAAUCCCCUGACUUCCUUGGGAGUAGGAAACAGCACCAAAGACAGCUCCAACGUCACAAACUCUCAGCUAAAGCACUCCUCUUUCCUAGGUUCAGCUUGAGAGAACUUUGGGAGAAGCUGGCUGAGCUUGGGUCAUGUCCUCACCUGCUGCACCACUCAGAGUGGCCAGGAAUGGAUAGGGGCCAACGGUUCCAUGCAGCGGACUUUAUUCUCAUGACCACUGAAGUGGGGACAGGGAGGAGGACUAUGUCACCAGUGCUUGAUUUGAGAUUAGGUGGAGUCAGGUUUCUUCCCCCUGCUGCUGGCUGGAAAUCAAGUGGGGCUGGCAUCUCUGUAUAGUACAUGCCAGACCCUGGGCUGUUAGCGGAGGGCUGUGAUUGGCUAGAAAGGCAAGCAUAACCUGACAUGAUUGGCUCUGGACUCCCUCCUGUUGUUACUCCACAGCAGUCUGAAGACCGGUCCACCAAUCACAGGGCUCCUUACUGGGCGCACAAGCAACUGCGGGAGAUUGCCGGGAGACCCUAGCAACACCGUGGCUUUUGAAAUCUGGACGGUGGGGUGCUGUGCAGUCAGCUGGGCAGUCAGUAGAGGAGCGUGCCAAUGCCUCAGGAAGAGGCGGCUCCCAGGAUGGACACCCCACCCUCUGAAGAACCCUUAGAUAAGCAAAACAGAAAACUGGAAGAUCAGGAAGAGGAGAUGGAGUUUAAGGAGCUGGAUGGUCUGAGGGAAGCCUUGGCGAACCUCCGGGGGCUGUCCGAGGAGGACAAGAGUGAGCGGGCGAUGCUGUGUUCCCGCAUCCAGGAGCAGUCCCAGCUCAUCUGCAUCCUGAAGCGGAGAUCCGACGAGGCCCUGGAGCGCUGCCAGACCCUGGAACUGCUCAACACCGAGCUGGAGGAGAAGAGGCUGCUGGAGGCCGAGGAGCUGAAGGCCAAAAAUCAGCAGGCCCAGAAGCUGGAGGAACGCUUUAUGACCCUGGCCUCCAACCACGAGUUGAUGAUCCGCUUCAAGGAUGAACACAAAAGGCAGAACGCCAAGCUGCGAGAGGAGAACGAGAAGCUGAGGCUGGAGAAUGACCAGCUCUUCAGCCCAGCACUAAAGGCCCAGGAGGCCAAAGUGGUGCAGCUCACAGCCCGGAGCGAGGCCCUCGCCAAGGAGCUGGAGACCCUGCAACGGAAGUACGCCCAUGAUGUCUGCCAGGCCCAGGCCCGAGAGCAGGAGCUGCUGGAGCUGCAGAACCGGCAGGCCUGCGCCCACACUGAGGAGACCGAGCAGCUGCGCAUGCAGCUGCAGAGCCUCCAGCAGCAGCAGCAGGAAGCCCUGCAGCAGACGGCGAAAGCCGAGCAGGCACACAGCCAGCAGAACCAGGAGCUGCGGGCCCGGCUGCAGACAGUCACUCGGGAGAAAGAGGAGCUGCUGCUGCUGUCCAUGGAGAGGGGCAAGGUGCUUCAGAACAAGCAAGCGGAGAUCCGCCAGCUGGAGGAGAAGCUGAAGAUGGCCGACGUGGCCAGGAGGCACGCGCUCGAGCGCUUUGAGCAAGAGGCCGUGGCCGUGAACAGCAACUUGCGAGUCCGGGAGCUUCAGCGCAGGGUGGAUGGCAUCCAGGCCGCCUAUGAUGAACUCAGGCUGCAGUCCGAAGCUUUCAAAAAGCACAGCCUGGAUCUUUUAAGCAAGGAGAGAGAACUCAAUGCCAAACUCCGCCAUCUCUUUCCUUAAGGAGGUUUUUGCUUCCUCUGGCCUCCGAUGAAGAAAUCAGAUAUCUGUGCCUUACUAUUAUGGCGAGAGUCAAGAUGGCAUUCCAUUUAUUCUACUUUUAAGUACGAGAGACCAAAUAAAAGCUACUUUACUACAAUGAUGUUGUUUACUACAGUGCCAUUGUAAGGGUAACACUGAUUUUUCAGUCCUACCACCUAGAAUACACGAGAUUUACCAAA
Molecule: messenger RNA, 3716 nt
Organism: Bubalus bubalis (water buffalo)
Lineage: Eukaryota; Metazoa; Chordata; Mammalia; Artiodactyla; Bovidae
Gene: CCDC89
Product: coiled-coil domain containing 89
Exons: 2
Coding region: 2386-3498 (370 amino acids)
Source: RefSeq, a predicted model, not a curated record